AUGGCGGAAAUGGCGCAGCGAAUACUCAUGAAUGAGUUCAAGCAGCUCAGCAAGGAGAAGUGGACCAAUAUUGAGCUCAUCAACGAAAACGUCUUCGAGUGGAGCGUAGCCCUCAUUGUCUUGAACGAGGAAUCCAUGUACUACGGCGGCUACUUCAAGGCCAAGAUGACCUUUCCACGCAACUAUCCACAUAGCCCACCAGACUUCAAGUUCAUUCGCCCACUAUACCACCCCAACAUUUACCCCGACGGCCGCCUGUGCAUUUCUAUCCUGCACCCGCCCGGCGAUGACGAGAUGUCCGGCGAGACUGCGGCGGAACGUUGGUCACCUGUACAACGUGUCGAGACGGUCCUAAUCUCGAUUCUGUCACUACUAGACGACGCAGAAGUCUCAUCGCCUGCUAAUGUCGAUGCUGGAGUCAUGCUGCGCAACAAGCCUGUAGAGUACAAAGAGAUGGUCCGGAAGGACCUGGAGCUAUCGAAACAGGAUAUUCCUGCAGACUUUGUCAUGCCGACACAUGAGACUGCGUGGAAGAAAGAAAAAGAUGAGGGGGAGUUUGACAUGAGCUGGGAAGACAGCGAUGCAGAGAGCUUGGACUUUGGUGGUAGCGAGAGCGACAUGGACGAAGACCAGGAAAUGGACUCUGACUUCGAGGGCGACGAGGAGGACGAAGAUGAAGAAGACACCCCCAUGAAGCGCUAG
Messenger RNA from Pyrenophora tritici-repentis Pt-1C-BFP, 702 nucleotides. Its product is annotated as Ubiquitin-protein ligase. Gene Ontology annotation, molecular function: ubiquitin conjugating enzyme activity. Lineage: Eukaryota; Fungi; Ascomycota; Dothideomycetes; Pleosporales; Pleosporaceae. Gene Ontology annotation, biological process: ubiquitin-dependent protein catabolic process; protein polyubiquitination. The record is from RefSeq and is a predicted model, not a curated record.